Loa loa (African eye worm) is the source of this 1914-nucleotide messenger RNA. RefSeq lists its product as hypothetical. Bases 318 to 1799 code for a protein of 493 amino acids. The transcript has 10 exons. Lineage: Eukaryota; Metazoa; Nematoda; Chromadorea; Rhabditida; Onchocercidae. Gene Ontology annotation, molecular function: calcium ion binding. The record is from RefSeq and is a predicted model, not a curated record. Gene Ontology annotation, cellular component: sarcoglycan complex; membrane.
GUAAAAGAAGAAGCAUUACUUGAGCAGCUGCUACUUCAGCUUGUUGUUCUGUUAAAGUCGUUGGCUUAACAGUCUAACCUCCGGAUCGGAUCUGCUGUAAUGCUCAUCAACUCUGCAUCUGUUUUUUCUGCUUCUACAUGGAAUCUAUACAAAUUCAUUGUUUGAACGUAAAAUUUAUUUCUCAUUAGUUGCAAGACUAUGAAAAAUCAUUCACGGAACAAUGGAAUGAAGUUGAACGAUUAUCCUCUUCUGCUUGUCUAAAUCUCGUAAAAUCGAUCAAGUUGUUUUAUGAAAAAUCCAGAAUAAGAUUUGUGACUAUGAUUGGAUGGCUUCUAUCCACUGUCUUAUUUGCACUCUUCAAUUUCUGCUAUGCUCAACAUCGCCUAACCAUAAACCCAAUCGAAUUACGAACGACCAAAGGAGAAUUUUUCAUUUAUACGCUUCAUUCCGGCAACUUUUUCCCUCAAACAGUUGAUGUUAAAUGGUCUGCUUCCUUGCACGGCCGACCUGCUUUGCCAUUAUGGUUACAUUUGAUGUCCUCUAGACACAGAGCCCUUGGAUACUUAUAUGGUACUGUUGUUUCACCUCUUAAUCAAGUUGUUAUACAUGUUAUUGCUCGACGACUGGAUAAUUACGACAAAGCAGAACAGUAUAUAACAAUAUUUUUGAAUGAUAACGAGAAGUACAGUAACGCAACUCAGCAAUUUGCCGAAGUUUACAUAAAAAAUUACGAUCCUGAAGAUCUCUUAACUGAUCGCACUCGAACUAUUGAUCGAUUGCAGAAAUCAAUGAAAGAUUCAUUCAGAGGAAAAGGACUGAAUCCAUAUAUAUUCCAGAUUUUACCCGCUGGAAAUUCACCACCUCAAGAUGCCCAGCUCGAUCUACGCCAUAAAGUUGGAAGCAUAGUUCGAAUUGGGACGCAAAAUCGCUUUCAUGUGAAUGUAUUGAAUUUGGAACGUGGAUUGCAAAGGAAUCCGCAAUACUGCAGCAAGGAUCAGCUCGUACCAUUGAACAAAUUUUUUGCUCCAGUUUUUCAAAUUGAUUGGUGCAAUUUCCAUGUGAAAAAUGUAACAGCACCACUUAUUCACAGUAACGAUGCAGGGCUGGAGCAAAGGUCGAUAAAGAUAAUCAGACCAGAAACUGAAACGGUGCAUACUCCUUAUCACCAAUAUCAGCUAUCUACUUCAUCCAUAUUGAAAGCGGAAUCUCCCGUGUUACACGCUAGAUACUAUUUUUGGGAAUCGUUCUUGAUGUUCCCGAUGUUGGGUGUAUGUUGUAUCCUCUUGCUUAUUCUUCUAAGCCUUAUUUUCUUUGGCCGUCGCGAAGGUCAACACUGGAGGGACUACAAAACGCCGAAACGACAGUUGGAGGAAUACGCUAGCGUACGUGACAGUCAACGCCAUUUGCGUGAGCUUUCCAUGCAACGACAAAUACUUCUAAUGGAUUCGGACAGAGCACAGUCGCAUACUCCACUUGGGAUCCAUACAUUCCUGCAGCCAAAAUCUCCAAGUCGGAAUCCUUCUCCAGAAAAUCUUCGAGCUGAUCCAUCCAUUCGUGGUUCUCGGUCACCUUUACUAAAAGGAUCGAGAGCUCAUUUAAGUAUAAGCCCAGAAAAAACUUUUGAUGGCCCUGUCAUUCCGAUGAGCAAACAAACAGUUGCGGAAGCAGCGAAAGCUUGUGGUUCAUCACUGCAUUUGUAUAGAAAUCCAUUCGAAAGCGAUCCAAAUGAUAACAAUACAGAAGAACAAUUCACUGAUGGCGGUGGUCAGAAUGACCUAGACGACACAAGAAACCCGUAAAAUGAACUCAUUACCUCCUGACUUUCUCUCUCAACUGUUCCUAAUUUGUAUCGUUGGUCUUCAUGUAUAUCUCUCCUUCCUCUGCCGAUUUUUCGUUUUUUUUUUUUUAAACCUA